GCUAUAAAAGAGAACGUGGUUCACAGGGGGACCAAACAAACGGCCAAACCCUUCGUCAGGAUGUACAAGGUAGUCAUAUACUUUGCUGCGCUAGUUGCUGUUGCUGUUGGCAGGCCGCAGGAUGUGUCGACCACUCCGAUCCCGAUUUUGAAAUACGAAAACCCAGGCGUCAACCACGACGGAUCCUACAAAUGGGCGUAUGAAACCGGCAACGAAAUCGUAGCCGAGGAGACAGGAUACGUGAAGAACUUCGGACAAGGGGAGCCGAACGAAAUCCAGACUGCAGUCGGUUCCUACUCCUACACCGCUCCCGACGGCACCAGGAUCACCUUGACGUACACCGCCGACGAGAACGGGUUCGUGCCCCAGGGCGACCAUCUCCCGACUCCUCCGCCAGUCCCGGAAGCGAUCCAACGGGCUCUCGAAUUCAUAAAGAGCAUGCCGCAGCAUCAGGACAACAACGAGGCCGCCUCCGAGAACAAGCCGGCUAGGUACUGAUCCGACAACUGCUCAAUACUCAUGCCAAAGUCCAACUGCACAGUUACCAUAAAAACUAUGUCUAUUUUGUAAUUUGUUUUAUGUAAUAUAUCUUUUAAAAAAAAUCA
Cimex lectularius (bed bug) is the source of this 605-nucleotide messenger RNA. RefSeq names its product endocuticle structural glycoprotein ABD-4-like. The transcript has 3 exons. Gene Ontology annotation, cellular component: chitin-based extracellular matrix. Gene Ontology annotation, molecular function: structural constituent of chitin-based larval cuticle. Bases 61 to 498 code for a protein of 145 amino acids. NCBI's taxonomy places the organism in Eukaryota, Metazoa, Arthropoda, Insecta, Hemiptera, Cimicidae. The record is from RefSeq and is a predicted model, not a curated record.